AAUGUUGGAAUCAAGCUCGGAAGUAAUCUAGAGAGUUGUAACAGAGUUUAAUAUUGAGAAAAAGGAAUAAAAGAAUAAAGAUGAUUAAAAUAUGAUAAUGUAUGAAUUUAAAUUUAUAAUAGUGGUCCAAUUUGUAAGGCUCCUAGUCAUUUAAAAGAUAAAUAUAUCAAAAGAGGAUAUAGAAUAAAUUUUAAGAAUAAUAAAGAUGUUUUAAAGAGUCUAUUCAUGUGGCAUAAUGAACUUGUAAAUAUUUGGACACAUUUGAUUGGUGCUCUUAUUAUUAUCUCUUUGAUAUUUUAUUUAUGGUUAAAUUAUGAUGAAUUGUUUAGAUAAAAAGCAAUUAAUUAAUUUCAUGGUAAUUUUUAAAGUGUUAUUAUAGAAUCUCUACAUAAUAUAUAUUAAGAAGCAUAUAAUUUUGAAUAAAAAGUUUAAGGAUAAUUGGAACUUGGUUUGCAUAUUUUAAAAGAUGAUGUUUAGAUGGUUCAAUAAUAAUUACAAGAAAAUAUAGAAAAUGUGAAUAAGUUUAUAAAUGAAGUGGCUCAUUAAUAUGAUUAGGAAUUUUAGAAAAUCCAAAAAAAUAUAGCAUAAGCAUUUGAUUGGGAAAAUUUGUAAUGGAAAUACAAUAUAUCAGAAAUUAUUUAUGAUUACAAAGUAAAAGCAACAGAAAUAAUAGAAUCAAAAGAUUUUGAUUGGAUUGAUUUAUAUUUAGGAUUUUAACAUUUAACAGGUCAUUAAACAAUUAAUGAAUAAAAACUACAUAAAAUAAUAUCUAGAUGGCCAUUGAUUGCAUUUUUAAUAACUGCAAUAGUAUGUUUGGGUUGUAGUACAAUAUAUCAUCUUUUUUAUUGUUUAUCAGAAAGAGUUAAUAAAAUAUUAUUAAGAUUGGAUUAUGCUGGUAUUUGUUUUUUGGUUUCUGGUUCUACAUUUGCUCCAUUAUUUUAUGGAUUUUAAUGUAAUCCUCAUUAUGCAAUUAUUUAUGCAAGCAUUUAAGGAUUUUUUGCAAUUAUAUUAUUCAGUUUAUGUUUAUUUGACUUUUUCUAUAAAGAGGAAUGGAGAACUUUAAAAAGUAAUUUGUUUGCAGGUCUUGGAGUUACAAGUGCAAUACCAUUUAUUCAUUUUGCAAUUGAUGAUGCUAAAUUAGAAGGAUUUAGUUUUGCUACUUAAUGUCCUUAUUAUGUAGCAAUGGCUAUAGCUUAUCUGUAAGAUAUAUUUAUUAUAUUUUUUAGUUCAGGCUUAUAUAUUUAUAAUAUUAGAUUUCCUGAGAAACAUAUACCUGGAAAGUUUGAUAAUUGUGGAUAGAGUCAUCAAAUAUGGCAUAUAAGUGUUGUAAUAGCAAUUUUAUUUACUUAUGUGGGUUCUUUGAAUGCUUAUUAUUAGAGAUUAGAUUUACCUUGUAGAGAAUGAAU
Molecule: messenger RNA, 1406 nt
Organism: Paramecium pentaurelia
Lineage: Eukaryota; Ciliophora; Oligohymenophorea; Peniculida; Parameciidae
Source: the annotation of a GenBank genome assembly